Molecule: messenger RNA, 3206 nt
Organism: Cebus imitator (Panamanian white-faced capuchin)
Lineage: Eukaryota; Metazoa; Chordata; Mammalia; Primates; Cebidae
Gene: GPR65
Product: G protein-coupled receptor 65
Exons: 3
Coding region: 1981-2994 (337 amino acids)
Biological process (GO): G protein-coupled receptor signaling pathway
Cellular component (GO): membrane
Molecular function (GO): G protein-coupled receptor activity
Source: RefSeq, a predicted model, not a curated record
GGAUGUACGAAACCAAGCAAAAGUGAAAAUUAUGGAUUAGAGUCACGAGUAAACUGAAAUCAUUACUCUCAUUUUUGUAAAAGUUCAAGAAAUUUAUUAUUAAUUUUUUACUUUAUACUUUUUAUUUUGGUAACAAUAUAUUCUAAUUUAUGAUUUACUAUAUGCUAAAUUACUUUGUAAACACUCGUGUACUUUAUAAAUGUGAGGUAUUCGUUUUAUUAUUCUCAAAGAAAGACCUGCAAAGGAAGUAUUGAAAAUCUCUGCAUUCCUCAUAUACCCUGAAGAACUUUAAUAUGAAAAGCCAGGCUCAUCUUUUCCAUCUCUGGGUAGGGAGGAAAAAAAAGCCACAACAACAACCAUUAAUGUCUUUUUACAAAUAUAGACUCAAAAUGUCCUGAUUACAGUCUUCAAAAUCAGGUUAAAUGUCUUCAUCCCAAAUCAAUUCUGUUCUUCAAAGUGAUAUCUCUGACUUUUUUAUAUAUUAAUAGUAAGAAAGUUAUAGAAGCUAAUUUCACUUCAUAUUAAGCCACUUAUAGAUUUGGCUUUAACUUUAACUUGCUAAAGUAGAUGAGUUUUUAUACUAACAGUGUAAGUCUUUCUCAAAUAAAAUUUUCAAGUUUUAUAAAAUUAUUUAGUUGUCUCUGCCAGUUAAUUCAACUGGUUUUAGCCAUCUCUGUUUUCUAUUCCAAGAGGAGACUCAAAGGAGAAAUAGUUCUACAAUCAAAUACUGUGUAUGUCCAAUCCCAGUAGUCCCUCCAAAAAAAAAACCACAAAAGACUUUAUGAAGUUGGCUACCUCAACCCCUGCCUUGAAUAGCACAAUAUCUAUCAUUAAAUCCCAAUCCCCAAUUCUCUGUCUUGUUUUUUUUUUCCCAGAAACUUUAUCACACUGAAUCUAUCUACAAUAUCCUCCCCUAUCUUGCACAUCCAAAUGGCUCAUUCUGUUUUAUCUGUCUCCCUCUUGAAGUACUUCUUCAUUUUGCCGUUGCACUACAAUUAUUAUUAAACAUAUCUUUCUCUUUUUCUAGGUAAAAAAAAGUCCUUUUGGUUGAUAGCCAGUUUCUAUACAUCUCCCAGCACACUACCGAAGAAUAUAAAGCAUGAUGAGUUAAUGAAUGAUUGAAUGAGUGAAUGAAUGAAUGAAUAAAAAUAUCUAACAUAUAUUCCAUUAAGCAAAGGGCAUAUCAUAUCUGUAUACCCUUGUAAUUAAGACACAAUGAGACAUGUGAGUUAUAAAAAUUAUAGUACAGUAAACAAUAAAUAGAAAAUCUUUAAAAGUAUUUAGAAGACAUUGUUGUCCAAAUUUGGGUAUUGCACGUCCUUCUCAUUGAGAUGCUGCUUCCUCAUUGGUUUGUGGUGAAAUAUGAGUGCAAUUUCCUGUCCCCUCAGCAGUGUUGGUUUCUCUUCUUGACUUGAUGCAGGCACAGAUUUAUCAAGCUCCUCGGUCAACAAACGCAUCACCCGAAGAAACAUGAGUCAUGUCCAUUGAGAAAUAAAAUUCACUGAAAUCCAGUAUACCUCAGAAAGAAAGGAAUUUUAGAAGGAAAUACCAAUCUCUAUGAAAACAAAGCCUUAUAUAUUCAUGUUUCUACCAAUCGACUGUGAGAUUUAUGAAGAAAAACAAAUUGCAGACAGCUCUCCAUGCACACUUACAAAUACCGCAGUUGAUCCUUGUGGGUUUUGUCAGUGUUCUGUGAUAAUGAACGCAUGGACUUCUGUUCAGUAAAUUCAGUUGAUCCCUUUAGCCAACUGUCAGGAGCCUGGAUUUUGACUUCUGACUGCUGGUGCUUGUGUAGAAAUUGAUCUACAUCCACCCUUUAAAAGCAUUGAUGAAUUAAUUAGAACUGUAAACAACAAAGAAAAAUUGAAAAAAAAAUAGUAAAAGAGAAUCUGAUGUUCAAAACAAACUACAACGAAACAAGACUUACUUUUCUGUUUGCCUUCUAAGAACUAAUAUAAUUGCUACCUUAAAAAGAAAAACAUGAACAGCACAUGUAUUGAAGAACAGCAUGAGCUGGAUCACUAUUUGUUUCCUAUUGUUUACAUCUUUGUGAUUAUAGUCAGCAUUCCGGCCAAUAUUGGAUCUCUAUGUGUGUCUUUCCUGCAAGCAAAGAAGGAAAGUGAACUAGGAAUUUACCUCUUCAGUCUGUCACUAUCAGAUUUGCUCUAUGCAUUAACUCUCCCUUUAUGGAUUGAUUAUACUUGGAAUAAAGACAACUGGACUUUCUCUGCUGCCUUGUGCAAAGGAAGUGCUUUCUUCACGUACAUGAACUUUUACAGCAGCACAGCAUUCCUCACCUGCAUUGCCGUUGAUCGGUAUUUGGCUGUUGUCUACCCUCUGAAGUUUUUUUUUCUAAGGACAAGAAGAUUUGCACUCAUGGUCAGCCUUUCCAUCUGGGUAUUGGAAACCAUCUUCAAUGCUGUCAUGUUGUGGGAAGAUGAAACAAGUGUUGAAUAUUGCGAUGCCAAAAUGUCUAAUUUUACUUUAUGCUAUGACAAAUACCCUUUAGAGAAAUGGCAAAUCAACCUCAACUUGUUCAGGACGUGUACAGGCUAUGCAAUACCUUUGGUCACCAUCCUGAUCUGCAACCAGAAAGUCUACCAAGCUGUGCGGCACAAUAAAGCCACAGAAAACAAGGAAAAGAAGAGAAUCAUAAAACUCCUUGUCAGCAUCACAGUGACUUUUGUCUUAUGCUUUACUCCCUUUCAUGUGAUGUUGCUGAUUCGCUGCAUUUUAGAGCAUGAUGUGAACUUCAAUGACCACAGCAAGUCUGGGAAGCAAACUUACACAAUGUAUAGAAUCACGGUCGCAUUAACAAGUUUAAACUGUGUUGCUGAUCCAAUUCUGUACUGUUUUGUAACUGAAACAGGAAGAUACGAUAUGUGGAAUAUAUUAAAAUUCUGCACUGGGAGGUGUAAUACAUCACAAAGACAAAGAAAACGCAUACUUUCUGGGUCUACAAAAGAUACUUUGGAAUUAGAGGUCCUGGAAUAGAACCAAGGAUCUUUUGAAGGGAAGGGAGGUUUAAAGUACACAUUAUUAUAUCAUCAAGUCACAUUUUGAAAAGGAAAUCUAGCAUGAGAGGGGACUAAGGGUUCUCAGAGUGAUAUUUUAAUCCUGUCCAAUAAAAUAUCUUAAAAGUGCAUUGUACAGCUCCCUCCCUGAGUUGUAUCAAAUGAGGUCUAUUAAACAAAGAUCAAAAGUUU